Messenger RNA from Tachysurus fulvidraco (yellow catfish), 7940 nucleotides. RefSeq names its product muscleblind-like splicing regulator 3 (gene mbnl3). NCBI's taxonomy places the organism in Eukaryota, Metazoa, Chordata, Actinopteri, Siluriformes, Bagridae. Bases 1185 to 2420 code for a protein of 411 amino acids. Gene Ontology annotation, molecular function: metal ion binding. The record is from RefSeq and is a predicted model, not a curated record. The transcript is spliced from 11 exons.
UCCCUCACCCCCCAGCUCCCCGCCUCGCCUGCUGCCUACCAGCCGCUAGCAAGUUCGCCUCACGCUUCCUCCUUCGCUUUCGUCCUUUUCUCCUCAAAAUCCACAUCGUUCUGCUACCGAAAGCCGCACAAAUCUGCUGAGGAAACCGACAGCUGGGAACAGAAGUAAACUUGGUCUAAAUUAACGGCGGAAAAAAAGCUCCUGAGACAAACCGAUGAUGGGACGCAGCUGGUUAUAGAAUCGAUUCGCUUUUAUUUGCGUUUUGUUUGCUUUUACCGGAGGAGUGAAGAGGAUUCGGCACUUUUCUCCCCCUGAGCAAAACAAGAGGUCUGCACAGACAGGUUUCGCAUCAGAGGAACUAAAGGAGAUAUUGGAGGUACAAUGAGAAGAAGAGACACGGGAGAAACAGGAGGGACAAGAAUGCGACUCAAGUAGAAAGCAGCGGACGCGCUUCACCACAAAGUGCCUGGAUGUGCUGGAUGCUGCAGCAGCCUCGUGCCGGCGCAUGCUUUUUUUUCCCACGCUGCUGUCCCCCCCAGACCUGACUGCUUGCCUGUAAGUGUAUCUGUGAUUGCGCUUGGCCUUGACUCGGGCUAUAUUUCACUCUGACAGGCAAACAGUCAAUCGGCCUAUUUGCUGUUCCUCGAUCUCGAGCCUCCCCCACCUCGCUCUCAAUAUCAUCCAGUUAAUACAAGGACAGUCGACUCGUUUCUUCUUUUGUACCUUCAUCUGCUGUUGUCUGGAAAUGUGAGGAGAAUCUCUAGAAAAUCUUCAUGCAGCAGGACAGCCUCUUUUAAGAAUCCAAAGGUGGGAAAAGUGGAAAAAGUUGUCGUAUAUGAGACCGGACAGCCACCGCAGCCCAGAAGAACGUGUCCGUCUGCACUUUUAGUGCCUCAGUCUGAGUAAAACGGUCCAGAAGCAGUCACAGCAUGCCUGAGUGACCUGCUCUGCCUCAGCCUCCUUCUCCUGGACACACCUGCUCCUGGAGUCCUAGAUUCUUCAAUAUUGUUCUUGUUAAAGCUUUUCCACUAUUCUGUCUGAACAUUAGAGCAUGUUUCUUUUCUUGUACCAGACUGUUUUUUGUGCUGCGGCAAAGUGAUUUUUUUUUUUUGUCCUGCUACGUGCGCUUUUUAACCUUCAUACCCCCAGACGACCUUUAACUCCACCUAAAGCAUCCGCUAAUCAUGGCCGUCAACAUCGCCGUAGGCCGGGACACCAAGUGGCUGACACUAGAGGUGUGUCGCGAGUUCCAGAGAGGCUCAUGCUCACGUUCCGACACCGAGUGCAAGUUUGCUCACCCCUCUCGCACCUGCCACGUGGAGAAUGGCCGCGUCAUUGCCUGCUUCGACUCUCUCAAGGGUCGCUGCACACGUGAUAACUGUAAGUACCUGCACCCGCCGCCACACCUGAAGACCCAGCUAGAAAUCAAUGGCCGGAACAACCUGAUUCAGCAAAAGGCGGCAGCUGCCAUGUUGGCUCAGCAGGUGCAGUUCAUGCUGCCUGGAGCCCAGCUACAGCCCAUAACCACGUUCCCAGUAUCACCCUCGUUGGCCACCACACAGAGUAUGGCUUUAAAUCCAUACAUGGGCCACAUGAACCCUGGCAUCAGCCUCAUGCCCGAGCUGCUGCCCAGCACCCCCGUGCUGGUCCCGGGAAGCCCCACGGGCAUCUCUGUGGGCAACGGCAACUCCACUCAGAAGCAUGUUCGCACAGACAAGCUUGAGGUGUGCCGUGAGUUCCAGCGGGGCAACUGCACGCGGGGUGAGAACGAGUGCCGCUACGCUCACCCAGUAGAGGCAGGCAUGGUGGACGGCAGCGAGAACUCCGUCAUUGUGUGCAUGGACUACGUCAAGGGCCGCUGCUCGCGCGACAAGUGCAAGUACUUCCACCCACCGGCACACCUGCAGGCCAGGAUUAAAGCAGCACAGCAGCAACAAGCCAGCCAGAGUGCAGCAGCAGCUAUGCCUGCAGCGCGUCCUCCGAAGCGCAGCCUGCACUCAACCCCUGACCUGGCCCUGCCUCCAGGCAGCAUGCAACAGAUACCAAAGAGGCCCACCCUGGAAAAGAGUAACGGUGCUGCAGCCAUCUUCAACCCCAGCAUGUUUCACUACCAGCAGGCUCUGGCCAGCAUGCAGCUGCAGCAGCCGGCCUUCAUCCCCACAGGUUCCCUGCUCUGCAUGACUCCAUCUGGAGCCAUCGGGCUUUUCAAACCUCCCGGCCCACUGGCAGAGGGCCGCUGGGAGAGGCGGGAUUGGAGCAGCUGCCGACCCCCCCACAGCCGCUACCUAUCAGGGCCUGGACAGACUGUUCCCAUGAUGCACGGUGCCACCACUUCCACUGUUUCGUCGGCUACGACCCCAGUCACCAAUGUUCCUUUUGCCGAAUCAGCUGCCUCCAAUCAGACCCCGCCGAGGUACUGACUGCGGACCCUGUCGACCUCCACUGCAUUCCUGUGGAAACACACCUCUGUCCAAUCCCCAAACUGCUGGUGGCGGCACCGGUGAGCCUGAACUCAGUAAGCCUCGGCCGCAAUCUCAGUUAACGCACCACUAUCGCCACCCCCAAAUCCAACCACCCCACAGAGACAUGAAAGCAACAAACGUGUGCCUAAUCAGUGCGUCCAGCAAGGACAACCCUUUCAUCCUCUUAUUUGAUGCCCCACAUUAACAAACAUCAGCAAAAAAUGGUUUGUUGAUGCUAAAACAGGCAAUAUUGAAGCUAGGACCUUCAACUGUUUAAGGAAGUGUGCCAUGAUGCAAGGAGACUUAAGAAGCAUGAAGAUGCUGAAUCUGAGCACUCCUUUGAAUUCACAGCCAUACAAGUACACAGAUUUGUAGACCUACACACGCACACAUAUACACACACAUACACACACACUAAGUUGAGAACAGUGCAUCCUCCUCAGAUAAGAGUGAGGUCUCAGACCCGGAUUAAUCCAUUGUGAAUAGUAAAGCUGAGGCUUGAUGUCACCUGACAGCACACAUGAUACUGUAAAAGUGUAGAAAACAAGAAUGUAAUGUGCACAGGGCUUCGGUCAGAGAUGGGUGUGUAUGAGAGCUUUUUUGAAAGCACUUUUUAACUUUUAUUUUAAUCCCUACAGUUACCUGAGCUUUUUUUUUUUAUUCUCAGAGAUUUACACUUUAUUGUCCAGGUAAUUAACAAGAAUAACAAUGAAAACUAAACGUGAGCCAUGUAGCUCAAAUGAAUUACAACUACAUUUGGUGUGAAUUGGUCUUGUUUCUCAAAAAACUUGACCAAUUUCUUCUCAGACUAAAAAAGGACUGCAAGCAAGUACAACAGUUAAAAAGCAAGCAUGUCAUUCCUAUUCUACAUCCCAAUCCACUUUUUUUUUACCAUUAAUGAGUGAUUGGUUUAAAGCCUAAAACCUAAAAACUGCAGUUGCUUGACUAGAGGAAGUGUGAUUUCCCCCCCCCAGCUUAGACAUACCACAGAUUUGUUUACGUGAAACAUUCAGACUGAGGUUAGGUAGCUUCCUGCGUGAAUACCUCCUUUUUCUUAAUGCAAUCCGCCUUAAGCAGAAGUGUCGCCGUACCUGCAUGUCUUAUUGUGUAUGACAACGUACACUAAUCUGUAGGGUCUGAUUACAGCCCUAUAGCCAGCACUGCACAGGAGGUCUGAUAGAUGACUAGCUCAGGAUGAGUCUGAUCACCAUACUGUGAUAAGCAGUGCCAGCACAGCAGCUGUGGCCGUCGAUUGGAGCAGCGCCAUUUCAAAGCCCAACUGUUCCUCUGUAGUUAGCAUGUCAGAGCGUAUUACUCAUCUCCUGCUUUUUCUUUUCUUUUUUCCCCCCGUUUUCAUAAUACACUGAUCUGUACGUUUGACUUGGUUUAUCAGAGGCAUUGUGAUAAAUUAGGGUCUGCCACCAUCUCUGCUCCUGUCUUUCCCUUAUCGCGUGGACAGUCCCUGCCAAACUCCAUGGCCCAGUCCCUCCUACUGUGUGACAGUCUGUUUGUCUGUGCUUAUUGCUUAGCCCUGUUUGUUACAUCUCACAGUAACACAAGAUCUUGGAACUGUCUAUGCUGUGAUAUUCGCAGUAUGACAGCAACCAAAGCAACGCUUCUAGGGUUUUAUAAAACCUUUUUUAAAUUUGAAGCUAAUGUGCACAUCUUAAAAUGUAUACGUACAUUAUAUAAUGAGAGAGAGAGAAAAUAUAAUUAAAAACAAUGAAUGUAGUUGAAAGCUCCAAAAAGACAUCACAGAUUGGGAAUCGGCGGAAAAAUGAAUGCUUGGAGUCCACUAGCUCAGAAUAAGGAUGUUUGCUGCAAUCCUACUGUCCUGUUAAAUUACUAAUGGCAGCGGUACAAUUUUAUACAACAAGUCUACUGCUUUAUGUGUCAAUGACUCUAAAAGCUGGGUCACUCUGUGCCAAUCAGUGUAAAAAAAACAACAAAAAAACGGAGUAGUCAUUACAUGCCAAAGCCCAACAAGCAGACUGAUUGAAAAUGUUAUUUUCCCCACAGCUAAUGCAAUCAUUAAUGCUGUGCUUUCUUUCAGGCUUUCAAGCUUUCCUAAUUCACUCACCUCAUACUGCUGAACCAUAUGAUUGGUGCUCCUGUAGCUAACUUGCCAUGUGUGGACUAAAGGCCAUUUGUGAUCUGAUCUACAGCAAAACCUUUUAGAAGCUUUAAUUGGAGUAGAUGCUUGUUUUGAAAGAACAAAUACAGUGAUGUAAGAUAAAGCACCAACCGAGGCCUGAAACUUUUUUUUGUAAUAGUAGUGGGUGUGUUUACCUUUUCUUUUAUUUAUUUAUUUUUCAACUUUGCAACUCGCUGAUUUAAUCAUGAUUAAGAUUUCUGUGUAUUAUGUUUUUGAAAUAUGUGUCUGUUUUUAAUUCACCUUACUGAUUCUGACCACUUAUUGUGUCCUUAUGUUCAAAAGUCCACAGACUCUAAAAGACCAGGGCAAAGCAGACUGUCAGCCAUACGAGCGCUUUAUUUCGCGUUGUGCUAAAAGCAGUAAUUCUGCAGGAGAAAAGUGCCGAGGUGUAGAGGAGAUGCGGGGGAUCAGCUGUAGCCGGGGUACUGACCAACCUCACUUACAAAAACAUUGCCAGGAAAGGGCCUUAUAUUCAUUUGAAUGUGACAUUUAAGACAAAGAAGAAUGUCAUUAAAGCUUGAGGAUGCCUGUCUCACCUUUUUUCCCUCCUGAAACAAACCACAACAUAUUUUAACAUAUCAAGGGAGUAAACUUCUCCCAAUGCCAUUCACUGUUAAUGUACUAUAGAAACAAGGUUCUAAGAGACUUGUCAAGAACCUUCGUCGUCAUCGUCGUCGUUACAGGAAACAGCUGUGCUGUUUUGUACAGAUAGCCACACCAAUGAGAAUACUUCGAUGGUCAAACACUGCGUCUAUUUAAAAAAAAGAGAGAGACAGAGAGAGAGAAAGAGAGGACCUGUGUGGAAAUAGUGUAUUUGUGAGCAUUUAUUUUGUCUAGAUGAGACUCUCCAGGCCAAAUGCUCAGGGCCUGUUUUCUAAACAUUAAUCAAGGUUAACCCAUGACUAAAGCUGUCAGUUUUAAUGCCCAUUGACAGUUUCAUUUAGUCUCUUCAACAUCUUCAAGCCUUGAAAAACGGGCCAGAAGGAAUGUUCUGCUUUAUUACAGUUAUACAAGAAAAUAAACAUGAAGUGCUGAAAAAGUCAGAAGAGUCAUCUGAGGUCAAAUGCAAACUCAACAAGACAAUAUACUGUGUUACUGGAGUUUCUGUGUUGUACACAAUUUAUAAAAUGUUAAGGUGUGGGUAUCUGUAAAUGUUGGCCGUUCAAUUGUUUAAGAGUAUAUUAAGCUGUUGAUUUGUAUAACGGAAUAUUUAAUGUAGUUGGGCAAGCCUCAUUGCCUAGCUAAGGUAUAGAUUUCUCUCUCUCUCUCUCCCUCCCUCCCUCCCUUUAUCAAUUUUUUUCUCUCAUAUCAAGAGUUAUGCCUUCUCCAACUGCUAUCCAGCAGGAAUUAACAAAAUACUUGAUUAAGGAAAAAAAAAACAUGCCUUGUUUGGGGCUUUAGUGUUUUAAGAACACUCACUUUUUAAGAAGUGUGUAUUCAUGUGUAAUGUACUUAGAUAAUCUUAGAUGUACAUAUUACUAGUGCAUCCUUGCUAUAGUUUUGUCACCAUUAAGGUCUCGUAACCUUAAUGUCAUUCUCAAUGGUACUUAUUUUAGCUGUAUUUCCACAUGUUAAGUAAAUUUAUUGCGAGUUUUACAUUUGGAAACGGAACACGUUUUAGUUCACUUGCUCAUUAAUGAUUUAUUCAGUUACUUAUUCUACAGCAUAAACUCUCAUUGCAUGGAAAUGGAAAUAAUCUAAAUAAUCUGAUACAUAGUUUGUGUAGUUAGUAGUAAAUAAAGUAAAAAAUAAGAACUAUCUAUAUAAAUAUGAAUCUAUAUACACAUUUGUAUUACAAUGAGCAAUUCAUUGUAACUUGAUAGUAAGUUGUUGUUGCUAUGGCAACAAAACUACAACAUGGCUACCUUUGUGAAUCUUGUGAAUUUUUUCACACUUUCAAUUGAAUUAAUGUACAAGGUUAACUUAUUCAGAAAGGGAAUGUGUAGAUAUCUUACCUUGGAUUAAAAAAUUAUGCCUAUUUUAUACAAAAAAAAAUCCUCAAGUCCAAAAUCCAUUUGGAGAUGUCAUGUUAUUUCUUUUUUUAUGAUUUCAUAUUUUUCUAAUGGGAUACUUGUUUGAGAUAUGAGUCUGACGAGUCAGUGUUCAAGCUUUAGUACAGACUUGUUGGAUCAAAACUGGAUACCCUUCCAUAAUUGGCUGAGAUAUUCUGGUGCAAAUCUGUCUCUUCAGGUGGAGAGUCAUCUUUUGUUUUGGUUUUGUUUUAUUUUUUAAAAAAGGGCUGUCUGGACUGGUAGACACCAGAAAGGAUCUUACAGAUAGACUCGUUUUGAUGACGAGUGCUUGAAUCUUUAACUCGAUGAUGUCAGGAGCAGAACGAGAUGUAGGGCGUAGUAAGCUAGAACUUGAACCUCCUGGUAAAGUCUCAUUUCUCUCCCUGUGCUCUCUAGCCAGCCUUUAGCCCAGCUGUGCUGGGACCUUCUGUGCCCCCAUCAGUGUACGAAUGUGUGUCCUUCACCUCGUUUGCACUUAUGUACAUAAAUGAGUGAAAAUAUUCAGAAUUUAUUUUGAAUAUGCAUAGAUAAAUACAAAUAUAUAGACAUAUACAUAUAUAUAUAUAUAUAUAUAUUGAAAAGAAAGCCUGUUGUUCAGAACACAGGUAAACAUCUGUCCUUCUACUGGGUUGUUCAAGAAAUGCGAGGGAUUUGUUGUAUGUUCUUUUUUUGCUAAUGCCCUUGUUCUCACCAUGAGCAUGUUGUUGCUUGCUGAUAAAACAGAUGAAAAUGAAACGAUGCUUUCUGGUUGGACAUAGUUUACAAAAAAUGAGCAUAUUACACCAAGCACUGAGGCUGUCUAUAUCUGACAAACUGUGUUGGUGGUGUUUGGAAACGAAGCAUGGCCCCUAAAUUGUAUGCAGGUGAUGCAUUUGCAUCCAAGAAACCAAAGAAUAAAUAGCUUACUUGUCUUUGUUUAUUUUUUAUUCGUUGCAAAUUGCCUAUUUAGUGUCACAAAAUAUUAUGGUCUUCUAAUUCUGCUUAUUAUUGUUGUUAUUGUUAUUCCUAAUAAUGAUAAUAAUGUAUUCAUGGAUCUAAGAGUUGAAAAGAAAUGGAAUUCAAAAUGGAUCUGCUUGGGAGUUUAGCUCGUCUGUACUGGUGAUGUUCUGCCCCCUGCAGACAGCCAUCGGUAUAACAGCCAGUGAAACCCUUUUCUCAGGAGGGCUGAGCAUCAUCCAAGUACAGGACACACCACCAACAUCAGUGUCAGAUUACAGCAGGAAAACAUUGCGCCUGGUUUUAAGGAGUUUAAGUUACAUUUCUGUAUUUGAUUUCCUCUCAGUGUUCACUCACACACAUAUUCCCCCCCCC